UAUAAAAUCUCCAAAACCAUCCAAACUUUUCAUUCAUCACCAAUGUCUUCCUCAACCACCACCACCGUACUCCUCCUCUUCAUCCUCUCUCUCUCGACCGCUACCGCCGCCACUUCCUACGCUCCAACCGCCUAUGAAAUCCUCAAAAGCUACGACUUUCCAGCCGGCCUACUCCCUACUGGAGUAACUGGGUACGAGCUCGACCGCGACACAGGGAAAUUCAAGGUCUUCUUACCUGAAACAUGUAAGUUCAGCAUCGAAGGAUAUGAUCUAGAAUACAAAUCAACCAUUACCGGAGUCAUAUCGAGCGGCCGCCUUUACAAACUCAAGGGUAUUAGUGUUAAGGUGUUGCUUCUAUGGCUUAACAUCGUCGAAGUCGAUAAUAAACACGGCGAGCUUCAGUUUUCCGUCGGUAUUAUGUCCGCGAACUUUCCCGUUGAAGGUUUCGAAGAGUCGCCUUCUUGUGGUUGUGGAUUUGAUUGUAAUGGCGCUAAUCUUGCAGCUCUGGUAUCAUCUUCUUGAUUUUGAUUACUUUUUAGGCAAAACUUAGUUAAUUAAUUAAUUAAGGGGAAUCAUAAAUGUAUUGAAUUGUUCUCCAUUUGUAUUAGGGACCUUUUAAUACUAGUACAAGUGGAAAUAUUAAGCACAUUCAAUCAUGAAUAAUACCGAUCCACGGCGUGAUUUUGUUAUGCAUUUAACCAUAGGAUUGCCCUUAUUAAUAUGAUAUAACUAUGUAUAAAUUAAUGUUAGUGCAUGAUUAUUGAUUCUCUUGA
Messenger RNA from Spinacia oleracea (spinach), 773 nucleotides. RefSeq lists its product as uncharacterized. Bases 43 to 522 code for a protein of 159 amino acids. The record is from RefSeq and is a predicted model, not a curated record. Lineage: Eukaryota; Viridiplantae; Streptophyta; Magnoliopsida; Caryophyllales; Amaranthaceae. The transcript has a single exon.